GAAGGGAUUUGACAAAAAGAGAUUGAACUUGACGGUGACUAGCUAAGAUUCUGGAUAGGGACGGUUUAAUUGGAUACGAAUACGAUUAAAUUUGAAAAAGUUAAGGGAAAAUGGAUGUUUUACUAUCGGCUCAAAAUAAUGGUAGUUUGAAAGUACUUCGUUUGAAGGAAAAAGGAUCAAAGAUUCUAGUCAAGCCAAAACCUGAUUUUUGUAUUGAAGGAUCAAGAAAUUAUAUCCAGAAAUUAAUUGUAUUCAAAUUUCAAAAAAAGGAUUACAUGGUGAUUGCCAGGUCAUCAGGGCUUAUUCAAUUAUAUGAGGAUUCUUCUUCGUCCAUUUUCAAUAAAACUUUACCCCAAUUGAAAAACAAGAAUACGAAAAACUAUAAACUUUUCAAAGAGUGGAAAAAUAGUAAUACUGGUUACCUGGAUGAGAUUGUAUCAAUUGGGUUUGUAAACAAUCGUUAUUUAUAUAGUUGCUCUAGUGAUGGUAAAUUGAUAUUCCGGGAUUUGGUUAAUGACGAUGCUGAUGAGAGUUAUAAGGUCUAUAUGAUUGAUGGCCCAAUUUCAUGUAUAUACUUGCAAGCUGUUUCGGAUGAUGUUAUAAAACUUUUCAGUGCUGGUAAAAAUAAUGAAUUGAAAGUUUAUAAUAUCGAGUUAAGACAUGGUACUCCCAAUUUAUUGGCAUCAAUUAAUGAAGAUAUUCAAAUACUCUCUAGCGAAUUGCGAUCAACAAUCAGUUUGACUUACGAUCAGCCGGUUGAGCAAUCGAGAAGUUUAAGAAGAAGCUAUAAUAAUUUAAAUUUGCGGAAUUCGUUACAAAAUCGUCAUAAAUUGAAUCCAACUUUUAUCUCAUGUUCUAGACAAGAAGAUUAUAUCUAUAAAGCCUCACUUUUAGAUACAAUUACCAACUGGAUUGUAUCAGUUUGUUACAUUGGGAGUACCAAUGAAGGCAGUGAAUUUAUUAUAUGUGGGACUCAGUUUGGAAAAUUAUUAGUGUAUGAUAUUAAAAAUAGUAAGUUCCCAAUAAAAGUAAUUCACUUAUCACAAUUUCCGAUUGAUAAUGUACAAACAUUCCAUGAUAGAAGAUAUCUCAUAUAUACUGAUACAAUGUCUAAGGUCGGUAUAAUUGAUAUUAAUUCAUUUGAAAUCAUUAAUUUCUAUGAUAAUUUAGAUUUCGGUCCAGUAAUGGCAUUGAAACUAUUAAUUAACGAUGGAUUAUUUAAAAUAAGUAAAUUUAAUAACCGAGUAUCAAAGUUUGAUCCAAUUUACUUAAUUGCAACAACAAUCGAUCAAAGAUUAAUUGUUUAUAAACUUUAUGAUGACAAUAAUGUUGAAAUGAAAUUAAACGUACAGAUUGAUACUUUAGUACCAAGUGUUGAAAUUAUGGAUUCAAAUCCUUACUUUGUUGUGAAGAGUUUAUUCGAUAAUGAAACUCGUUCCAAAACCAAAAACUUUAAUUUAACAGAUUUUUCUAAUAAUUUAAGUGAAUAUCCAAUCAAGAAGAGACGGCUUACUUCUCCAAUAAUAACCUUACCCCUUGAUAGUGGAUAUAAACUGAAGAAUAUUUUAACUUCAGAUAACGUUAAUUCCUACUUGCAUGAGAAGCAUGAUACUCAAUUCAAAGAUGGCAUGAUGUCAUCGUAA
This is a messenger RNA of Hyphopichia burtonii NRRL Y-1933, 1643 nucleotides long. RefSeq lists its product as uncharacterized. Gene Ontology annotation, cellular component: nucleolus; preribosome, large subunit precursor. The record is from RefSeq and is a predicted model, not a curated record. Lineage: Eukaryota; Fungi; Ascomycota; Pichiomycetes; Serinales; Debaryomycetaceae. Gene Ontology annotation, biological process: ribosomal large subunit biogenesis. Bases 111 to 1643 code for a protein of 510 amino acids. The transcript has 2 exons. Gene Ontology annotation, molecular function: protein binding.